AUGCCGACCCGCACCAACGCUGCGAGGGACACGAAUCCGAGCGGGACUGGUGCUCCACCACGCGCUCCGUCCAACAGCUAUCGUGACUCGACGCUAAACAUCUUCGCUCUGCUGCUUGUCUUCCGCAUCGUCAACGCACUAACCCUGCGCUCCUUUUUCCAGCCCGACGAGUUCUUCCAGUCCCUCGAACCUGCAUGGCAGCUUGCGUUUGGCCCCGCCAGCAAUGCCUGGAUCACCUGGGAAUGGAGAUCCCAAUUGCGGUCGUCCCUGCAUCCAGCGCUAUUCGCUGCCGUCUAUCGAGUCGCGGCACAUGGUGCUGACCUCUGUGGCUUGACCUUGCCUGCUAAAGCCGAACUACUCCUAGCUGCCCCGAAAGUUACCCAAGCCGUCUCUGCAGCCUUGCUUGAUUGCUACACAUGGAAACUUGCGGAAAAAGUCUACGGUCGUGGCAGUCGCACUGCCCUUACUACUCUUGCAUUGUCUGUCUGCAGCCCGUGGCAGUGGUUCUGCGCGACCCGAACACUAUCCAACUGUCUUGAGACUACCAUCACUUCUGUCGCUAUUUACUAUUGGCCUUGGCAGGGUGCAGCAACAGCUAGCAAGGGUCAGACGCAUAUUGCACACCACGACCUCGGCUCCCUCUCAGAGCUCAUGCUCGUGCAGGUUGCGCCUGUCACUGCUGUUGGCAGCGCUUGCGUGUAUUCUCCGGCCCACCAAUGCACUCAUCUGGCUGUCCGUAUCCGUCCCAGCUCUAUGGCAAGCCUCACAUCGGCUGCGCUGUGUGUUGGUCCGUGA
Molecule: messenger RNA, 795 nt
Organism: Alternaria novae-zelandiae
Lineage: Eukaryota; Fungi; Ascomycota; Dothideomycetes; Pleosporales; Pleosporaceae
Exons: 4
Coding region: 1-795 (264 amino acids)
Biological process (GO): GPI anchor biosynthetic process
Cellular component (GO): endoplasmic reticulum membrane
Molecular function (GO): alpha-1,2-mannosyltransferase activity
Source: RefSeq, a predicted model, not a curated record